GCCACUUGCCAGUUUUCAGUUUGCACUUCACAUUAUUACUUGCGUAUUUUCGAAAAUUGUGUUCAGCAAAUUAAAUAUUAGGGAAGACUAGAUAUAUUAGAGUCUAAAUUAGACACAUUACUGGACUAUAACCCGACAAUAUUGUGAAACGAUUAGUAGGUAAAUACAAUCAUCGACAAUUAAAUGACAAGGGUAUGAUUACUAUAUUUAUUACCUAAUUUGUAAUGAUACGAACGAUUAUUAAGAAUAAUGAUGAUAUCGAGUACUUAAUUCAAUUAAUCCCACAGCUACUCGAACUUGUCAGAUGUUAAUCAAACGUUUGUAUUCAAUUUUUAAAAAUACAUUUUCUGACAUGGACAAUCUUAUUGCUGUUUGUCAAAUUACAUCGACUGCCAAUAAAGAAAAAAACUUUCAAGCGUGCAAGGCACUAAUUACUAAUGCUCAUAAAUGUGGAGCCAAAAUGAUUUUCUUGCCAGAGUCAUUUGAUUACAUUGAAGAAGAUAAAGCUAAAUCAUUAGAGAUGGCCGAAACUUUAGAUGGAUCUCUUAUCAAUAAUUAUAAAUCAUUAGCUAAGUCGUUGGAUAUUUGGCUGUCUUUAGGUGGAUUUCAUGAAAAGUUUUCAGAAACUAAAUUAAGGAACACACAUUUGGUUAUCAACAAUAAAGGAGAAAUAGCUGAAACGUAUCAUAAAAUACAUUUAUAUGAUAUACAGAUGCCUUCAAAAAACAUCCAAGUCUUCGAAUCAAAGUUAGUUGAAUCUGGUAGUGAAAUCUCACCACCAGUUAAAACUCCAAUUGGGAAUAUUGGUUUAGCAAUUUGUUAUGAUGUGAGAUUUUCUCAGAUGGCUAUUGCAUUAGCCGAGAAUGGAGCAGACAUUUUAACGUAUCCAUCAGCAUUUUUCUUCGGGACUGGUGCUUAUCAUUGGGAAAUAUUAUUGCGAGCCAGAGCCAUUGAAACUCAAUGUUAUGUAAUUGCUGCUGCACAAACCGGCAAUCAUAGCGCAACUAGAAAAUCAUGGGGUCACUCACUGGUAGUUGAUCCACUAGGAACAGUAAUAGCACAAUGUUCUGAAGAACCGGGUUUUGUUUUGGCACCAAUUGACUUAUCAUUAAUUAAAAGUAUUCGUCAGUCAAUGCCUCUGGAAUGCCAUAGACGAUACGAUAUUUACCCAAAAAUGAUUUCAAGUACCUUAUGUAGGUCUAAGCCUAUUGAUGAUUUUAAUGAAUUCAAAUUUGGUUCAUCUAUAGUUAAAGGUUUACAAGUAUUUUACAAAACACAAUUGUGCUUAGCAUUUACCAAUAUUAAAUGUGUCUUACCAGGACAUGUUUUAGUUGCUCCUCUUAGAGCUGUGGAAAAAUUGACCGACUUAUCUAAUUACGAAGUUGAGGAUUUAUUCCUUGCAGUUCAAAAGGUUCAAAAAAUCAUUGAACAAGUACACAACACUAAUUCAUCAUCUAUUGUUAUUCAAGACGGUCAACAUGCUGGACAAACCAUUAAACACGUUCAUGUUCAUAUUAUUCCAAGAAAGUCUGGAGAUUUUUUGGUGAAUGAUGAUAUAUACAGAAAAUUACAAAAUGAAAAAUACUGCACUGAUCCAAGGAGAAGCGAUGAUGAGAUGGCACAAGAAGCUAAAUUAUUAAGAUCAUUAUUUUGAGUAACUUAGUUUUAAAAAUUAUUGCCAUUAGUUGUUUAAAUUAAAUUGUUGCCUUUUACCAAUAAUUAUAAUACAAAUAUAAACUAUAUCACUAUAAAUUAUAAAUCAUGUUUUUUUUCUCACUUUAUUC
Metopolophium dirhodum (rose-grain aphid) is the source of this 1784-nucleotide messenger RNA. It is a transcript of the gene NitFhit, whose product is annotated as nitrilase and fragile histidine triad fusion protein NitFhit. The coding region runs from base 305 to 1654 and encodes 449 amino acids. Lineage: Eukaryota; Metazoa; Arthropoda; Insecta; Hemiptera; Aphididae. The record is from RefSeq and is a predicted model, not a curated record. The transcript has 8 exons. Gene Ontology annotation, molecular function: hydrolase activity, acting on carbon-nitrogen (but not peptide) bonds, in linear amides.